AUGCCCCUUGUCGACAACUCCCAGAUCAAGGGCGCCGAGCUCCUCUCGCCGCGGCCCUUGUAUCUACACGCCUACGUAUGGCCGUUCGCCAUCGUAUGGCCCAUCUUUGCGCGCUACCUGUACACCCCCGAGCUGUACGAGAAGCACAUCAGCUCGUCCGAGUGGACCUUCGUGUGGUGCGCCACCAUCAUCACGCUGCAGAGCCUGGUCUGGCUCACCACCCACUGGAGUGUCAACCUCAAGGCCACCUUCACUGCCGCCAAGGCCAACACCGUCGAGGACGCCCAGCUGAUCAAGGUCAUCCCCAUCGCCAACGCCGGGUCCGCCGACAUCUGUGACAUCAUCCGCGACAAGGUCAACGGCAAGACGAACCUCUCCUUCUUCUUCCAGAAGCGCCGCUUCCUCUACGACCCCGCGAAGCGAUACUUCAGCCCCCUGACCUACGAGAUCGAUGUCGAGCCGAAGCCCACCAUCGACAAGUUCCAGAAGUCCAAGGGCAUCACGAGUCAGGCUGAGCUAACGAGGCUCGAGCAACACUAUGGCACAAACACAUUCGACAUUCCUGUGCCAACCUUCACCGAGCUUUUCAAGCAGCACGCCGUCGCCCCCUUCUUCGUCUUCCAGAUCUUCUGUGUCGGUCUGUGGAUGCUCGACGACUACUGGUACUACUCCCUGUUCACCCUCUUCAUGCUGGUCGUCUUCGAGAGUACCGUGGUCUGGCAGCGACAGAGGACCCUGAACGAGUUCCGCGGCAUGAGCAUCAAGCCCUACGACAUGUGGGUCUACCGCCUGGGCAAGUGGUCCGAAAUUCAGAGCGACAAGCUUCUACCGGGUGACCUCGUGUCCGUGGGACGCACAAAGGAGGACAGCGGCGUUGCUUGCGACAUGCUGCUGGUAGAAGGCACCGCCAUCGUGAACGAAGCCAUGCUGUCGGGCGAGAGCACACCGCUACUCAAGGACUCGGUUCAGCUACGACCUGGUGAUGCGCCUAUUGACACAGAGGGUCUGGACAAGAACUCAUUUCUGUGGGGUGGUACCAAGGUCCUGCAGGUCACCCAUGGCAAUGCCGAUGAGGAGAGACCGAAGCUUGCGUCUGGCGUCCCAGUGCCCCCCGAUAACGGCGCCAUGGCUAUCAUCGUGAAGACUGGCUUCGAGACCUCCCAAGGUAGCCUGGUCCGGACCAUGAUCUACUCGACCGAGCACGUCUCGGCCAACAACGCAGAAGCCCUGUUCUUCAUCCUGUUCCUGCUCAUCUUCGCAAUCGCUGCCUCUUGGUAUGUCUGGGACGAGGGCGUCAAGAAAGACCGGAAACGGUCGAAGCUGCUCUUGGACUGCAUCUUGAUCGUCACCAGUGUUGUGCCCCCUGAGCUGCCCAUGGAACUCAGCCUCGCCGUCAACACCAGUCUUGCCGCCUUGGCCAAGUUGGCUAUCUUCUGUACCGAGCCUUUCCGUAUCCCGUACGCUGGUCGCGUUGACAUCGCCUGCUUCGACAAGACCGGCACCCUUACCGGUGAGGAUCUGGUCGUCGAGGGCAUCGCCGGCUUGGGACUGGGACACACCGGUACGGAUACGCCUCGGGAAUCUGACGGCGCCCACAGCCACAUGACGCCAGUCAAACAGGCCGGCAUGGAGACGACUCUGGUGCUUGCCUCGGCCCAUGCCCUUGUCAAGCUUGACGAAGGCGACAUCGUCGGUGAUCCCAUGGAAAAGGCGACCUUGACCGCGCUCGGAUGGGGACUGGGCAAGAAUGACACUCUCGCCGCCAAAUCUUCCGUCACAGCCGCAGGAGGCACUGCUGGCACUGUACAAGUCAAGCGCCGGUUCCAGUUCUCGUCGGCUCUGAAGCGCCAGAGCUCCGUCGCCACUGUCAAUGCCGUGGACCCCAACACAGGCAACAGGUUGCGUGGCACCUUUGUCGGUGUGAAGGGUGCACCAGAGACCAUUAUGAAGAUGCUUGUCACUGUUCCUCGAGAUUACGAGGAGACGUACAAGUAUUUCACCCGGCGGGGCUCGCGUGUGCUUGCUCUCGCCUACAAGCAACUGACUGUUGAUAACGAAUUGGGCUCGGGCAGGAUCAACGAGCUGAAGCGUGAGAAGGUCGAGUCGGAGCUCACCUUCGCCGGUUUCCUGGUCCUCCAGUGUCCCUUGAAGGACGAUGCGAAGCAAGCCGUGCAGAUGUUGAACGAAAGCAGCCACCGCGUCGUCAUGAUUACCGGAGACAACCCUCUUACGGCUGUGCAUGUGGCCCGCGAGGUCGAGAUAGUAGACAGGGAUGUUCUCAUCCUCGACGCACCGGAACGGAACGAGGGAGGCGAGAAACUGGUCUGGCGAAGUGUGGACGACAAGACCAGUAUCGAAGUUGACGCGUCCAAGCCAAUCGACCCUCAAAUCCUCAAGUCGAAGGAUAUCUGCGUCACCGGAUACGCGCUUGCCAAGUACAAGGAGAACGUCUCUGCCUGGCGAUCGCUGUUGCGUUAUACCUGGGUCUAUGCUCGUGUCUCCCCGAAACAGAAGGAGGAAAUUAUUCUCGGUCUCAAGGACAUGGGCUAUUUCACCCUCAUGGCGGGCGAUGGCACCAACGACGUUGGCGCCUUGAAACAGGCACACAUUGGCAUCGCUCUCCUCAAUGGCACCCAGGAGGACCUGACGAAAAUUGCCGAGCACUCCCGCAACACCCGGAUGAAGGAGAUGUACCAGAAACAGGUCGAUCUGAUGAAGCGAUUCAACCAGCCCGCCCCGCCUGUCCCUGCAAUGAUUGCGCAUCUCUACCCCCCUGGUCCGUCCAACCCGCAUUAUCAGAAGGCAAUGGAACGCGAGGCGAAUAGGAAGGGCACCACUGUCGGGGAGCUCGCCAGGUUAAACGGAACCAGCAUGGAGACGGUGACGUCGCCGGCCGCGCAGCAACUGAUGAACCAAGAUGGCCGGACGGCUAGGCAGCAAGAGUCGAUGAAGAAGGCCUCCGGACUCGCGGACAAGAUGACGACGGCCAUGAUGGAACAGGAGCUCGGUGAGGACGAGCCGCCAACGCUCAAGCUCGGCGAUGCUUCGGUUGCGGCGCCCUUCACCAGCAAGCUGCGGAACGUGGUGGCGGUGCCGAACAUCAUCCGACAGGGCCGCUGCACGCUGGUGGCGACGAUCCAGAUGUACAAGAUCCUGGCUCUCAACUGUCUCAUCAGCGCCUACAGUCUCAGUGUUCUCUACCUCGAAGGCAUCAAGUUUGGCGAUGGGCAGAUCACCAUCAGCGGGAUGCUCAUGAGCGUCUGCUUCCUGUCCAUCUCCCGUGCCCGGUCCGUCGAGGGUCUGUCCAAGGAGAGGCCUCAGCCGAACAUCUUCAACUUCUAUAUCAUCGGCUCCAUCCUUGGCCAAUUCGCGGUGCACAUUGUCACGCUCAUCUACAUUGCGCGAUUCUGUGACAAACUUGAACCUCGCUCUGAGAUGGUGGACCUCGAAGCCGAGUUUUCGCCCUCGCUUCUCAACAGUGCCGUGUACCUCCUGCAGCUGAUUCAGCAGAUCUCUACUUUUGCGGUCAACUACCAGGGCAGACCUUUCCGGGAGUCGCUUUCGGAGAACAAGGGCAUGUUUUACGGCAUCAUCGGCGUGACGGCGAUUGCGUUCUCGUGCUCGACCGAGUUCAUCCCCGAGCUCAACGACCAGAUGAAGCUCGUCAAGUUCAGCGACGAGUUCAAGACGACCAUGACGGCGGUCAUGGUCAUCGACUACGUCGGCUGCUAUGUCAUUGAGGUGGUGCUCAAGGCGCUUUUCAGUGACUAUCGCCCUCGCGACAUUGCGCUCCGACGGCCCGAGCAACUCGAGCGUGAGAGGGUGCGAAAGGAGGCGGCGAAGGCUAUAACGGACGCCGAGGAAGAGAAGAAGCGGCUAGCAAAAGUGGAGGAGUUUGAGAAGAAGGUCGAGGAGCGAAGGCAGAAGAUCCGCGAAUGGGGCAACAACCGCGGACAAGCCCAGGCACAGGUGGCGAGGUAG
Molecule: messenger RNA, 3981 nt
Organism: Anthostomella pinea
Lineage: Eukaryota; Fungi; Ascomycota; Sordariomycetes; Xylariales; Xylariaceae
Source: the annotation of a GenBank genome assembly